Molecule: messenger RNA, 1020 nt
Organism: Trichoderma virens Gv29-8
Lineage: Eukaryota; Fungi; Ascomycota; Sordariomycetes; Hypocreales; Hypocreaceae
Exons: 1
Coding region: 1-1020 (339 amino acids)
Source: RefSeq, a predicted model, not a curated record
AUGCCCAGCCAUUCCGCCACGACGCCAUCUCGAGCUAGGUCUAGGGCAGUGAAUUCGAUGAAUUUGGCGAGAAGGAUGGCGAUUCCUCCCUACAGCGGGUACAAUAUCGUUGACUGGCACAUUUACAAUCGGUUGAGAGGCCUGUGGAAGACUGAGUCGAGGUCCUGGUCGGAGGGCGAGAGACGGGACUUUGUCGAGUGGGUUCCCAAGGCUCACGUUACGGAAAGAGAAAACUCGAUGCUGGAUCACCCGCUGGCGGAGUAUAUGCGGUGCAACAGGCAUAGCUGGGGGCAUUUUGUCAUUUUGAGAGUCAUGUUUGGAGCGUCGCAGUGUGCGAGACAGAGUUGGUGGGCGGAGUUCAAGCAAAAGUACGAGCGAGCGGCAGAAGAUGCGCCGCCGGGGGUUGUGCCUAGGGGUGUGGAUGAAGUUUUGCUGACGAAUCGGAUGGAUCCGCCUCCUAUGAUGAAGAUUCCGACGAUGGAGGUCAACAGCGUUCACGUGGAGAGUGAUUGUGGGUGUUCGUGGUGUUUGAAGAAGGCAGCAGACAAGGCGAGUCGAGGGAAUAUAUCUUCGAGCCAAGAAUCAAAGACGGUGAAAAGGGAUCAGAGAGCGGAAUGUCCUCGCGGGCAGAGCAUAUACACGGGGGAAGGGGAGACGUGCGAGGAUCGAGCGCGGAGAUCUGAGCGUGAGCAAGGCGUUGAGCCGGAAGAAGCGCAGGAUAAUGAGAGCGAGGAUGAGAGGGCUGGGGCUGUUACUCAGGUGUCGUCUUUGCGGGAGAGGUCGACUGUUGUGUGUACGGAUGGGACGAGUAGGGGUUUGAAGGAGGUUGUUGUUGAGCAGGGGAGUAUGAUUGAGAUACUUGUGAGGUUGGUGGAGAGGCAGGAUAAGAGGUUGGAGAGGUUGGAGAAGAAGGUGGAUUGGGGGCAGAGGAGGAGCGAGAGGUUUUAUCGGGAUGUUAAUAGGAGUGUGAAGGAUGUGCGGAGGUUGAUGAGGGAGGGUGAUGGGGGAGAGGAGGGUUGA